Molecule: messenger RNA, 532 nt
Organism: Hyla sarda
Lineage: Eukaryota; Metazoa; Chordata; Amphibia; Anura; Hylidae
Product: gastrula zinc finger protein XlCGF66.1-like
Exons: 4
Biological process (GO): regulation of DNA-templated transcription
Source: RefSeq, a predicted model, not a curated record
UGAAGGACCUGUGAUGAUGGUCAUGUGACAGCAGAGUCCUGCAUACACUGAGCAGAUGAGCCUAGAGCAGCAGCCCCUGAUCAUGUGACUCCUCCAUGUGACUGAUCACAUGACGGUGACAUCAUCGCAGGUCCUGUUUCUCCAAUCCAGGAUCCUCUGCUGAUAUCUUCUAUAUAAGAGAAUUCUCCUGGAUGACCCAUCAACCAUGGAGAGAGACAGGAACAAGAUGGCCGACAGGAUCAUAAACCUCACCCUACAGAUACUCUUCCGGCUUACUGGAGAGGAUUACACAGUAGUGAAGAAGUCCUCUAGUGGGCGCUGUCGGGCCCCUGUAUGUGAAGGAUGGGGAAGAACCCUGAGCCCAAUCCCGGGGCCCCCACCUCACUCCCUGAUACAUGAGGAAAUGGAUGAACAGAAGAUCCUAGAACUCAUCAACAAGAUGAUGGAGCUGCUGACUGGAGAGGUUCCUAUCAGGUGUCAGGACGUGGCGGUCUAUUUCUCCAUGGAGGAGUGGGAGUAUGUAGAAGGACAC